Messenger RNA from Ahaetulla prasina, 3884 nucleotides. RefSeq names its product innate immunity activator (gene INAVA). The record is from RefSeq and is a predicted model, not a curated record. Lineage: Eukaryota; Metazoa; Chordata; Lepidosauria; Squamata; Colubridae. The transcript has 10 exons. The coding region runs from base 204 to 2018 and encodes 604 amino acids. Gene Ontology annotation, biological process: positive regulation of protein ubiquitination; adherens junction maintenance.
GCAGUGCUGGGAAGAGAGAGGGAAGGGACUGGAAACGUGAACAAAAACUGCAUGCAGUUGCAGUAACUUGGAUAUUAGGAACAAACCUUCCUGAUCUUAGUCUCAGUAGCAAGUACUUGGAAGCAAAGCCCCCUAAAGCAGAAGACGUUACAGCAUUUUCCAGGUGUGAUCAUACUGUCUGUCUCCACAUCCUGGGUUUGACGAUGAAGAGUAAGAAUAAAGAUGAGACCAGCGAUACCGACAGUGGCAUCAUAAUCCAGUCCGGUCCUGAUAGCCCCAUGGCUGCAAUGAAGGAUUUGACUCAAGCCAUGAGGAAGCAGCAAAAGGCCCUUGAGGAACGUCUGGAAGCCUGUUUACAGGAACUACGAAGAUUGUGUUUGCGUGAAGCAGAAUUGACAGGAAUGCUGUCUUCAGAGUAUCCCCUGAAGCCAGGAGAGAAACCCCCGAAGGUCCGCCGUCGAAUUGGUGCUGCUUUCAAACUGGACCAAAAGGCUAUUCUUUUAGGAGCAGAUCCGCUGAGCACAUUAGAGAGAGAUCUGGCUCUGCAGCUGCAGAUUGCUGAAGCCGCUCGGUGUCUUUCCAAAGAAGAAAAUCUUGCCAAGCAAGUUCGGAAACGGCGGAAAAGUGCUGUUUUGAAAGAGGAAAAGAAACUGAAGGAGUUGGAGCAAGCGCUCAGUGACUAUCGCCUGGCAUCCAAACAGCCGUCCCAGCUAAAGACCAUUGCUCCAGCCUUAGAAGGGUUCAGUGCCCCUGAUGAACGUUCCUUGUUGGAUGGAACGGUGAGAGGAGAAGAAGUCCCUGUGGUGAAUCCUCACCUUCCAUCAAAAAUUACAUCUUGGAUACAAAUCCAGUCUCACCACAGUCCUUCAUCGCAACUUUCCCCCCUUGGCUUUCUAGAAGAUUCAACUCAUUAUCCAGCUGCUGAAGUGGAGUCCUCUCCCAUCCAGAAUAGCCCUUGGAAAGAAACUAGUUUGGACAAGCCGUAUGAGAAGCCCAAGAAGUCAAUGGGGUCCAACAGCACGCUGAGCACAGCAAGCAUAAUGCCCCCACCGGCACCCAGCCCUUCCAUUCACAGGGCAGUUGAGACACAUCUAUGUCACUUAGAUCCUCCUAGGAAGCUGGAAGUAAGAAGACAGGCUGGUUCCAGUGCCCCUCCAACCCCAGAAUUCCUGGGAAGGAGGGGACCGUCUCAGCUGAUAAGGGUAUGUUCUACUCGGGAAAGUUUGGAGUCCCGUGGAAGAAGUGCACUACCCAGGCGACGCCCCACCUACUAUACCGUGACUGUCCCUGAGUUCUGUUUCUCUGCAUCCAACCCCAACCCUGCUCCGAAAGCUAAUUUUCACUCUGCUUCAGAAGAUAGCAGUUCCGAUGUCUCCAGCAUCUCUUACACAACAUCUGCCGGCAGCAGCAGCCCAGACAUUUCCUUUAUGAAGCCAGCAUCUAUAGUGUCCAAGGAGGAGCCCACGCAGCUGUUCCAUAGCCAGGUCUGCAAGGGACAAGAGGCAGAAUACCACCGUCUGUGUCCUCAGAACCUGCGUUCAGGGUCAGGCUUUUUUCCUGCCACAGAACAUGUGCCCGGUAGCCACCUGACUGCUGGGAGAGAGCUCUGCCAUGGUCGGCCAUCUUUUCUCUCUAGCAACUCCGCUCACUUUGCCUACAAGGAAGAAACGGUGCCAGUUAAAUUCCAUAGGUCAGUUGUAUCCCACAGCAGGGUAGUUCGUACGCCAUCCCUGAAGGACUUUGUCCCAGUGGGUCCACGGGUUCUCUCCAAGGCGGCAGUGACAGAAGAGUUAAAAUCCUGGCAUGAACGAACCCGGCUGCGCAACGCGCGUCCACAUUCGCUGGAUAGGCAAGGAGCUUUCCGUGUGCGCAGUAUUCCAGGCAGAGAAUUGCAUUCUCCGUGUUCCUUGGGGCAUACAAUUCAGGUACCUCGUGUCCAUAUCCUCAAACGGUCUCCUGAAGGAGCCCCUGUGCAGGUCUACGUCCCGGAAAAUGGAGAAAUCAUUACUCAGGUUUAGAUCCUAGAAGCAGGAGCAGGAUGAUUACCUCUUAGGCCCUAGUCUGGGAGGGGAAGAAGAGGCCUUAAUUCAAGUCUUGACACGUUCUUGCACCUUGUGCUCCAUCUAUUUGGAAGAGAAACUUUGAGACUUGUUCUGCAAGUUACGUGAGACCAUGUUUCCAUAAUGAAUUGAAAGGGUGUACUGGUGACAACAGAAUUUAUGUUUCUUGUAUUAUGUGAAAUAUAGAUCAAAGUAACUAGGGUUUGUCUGCCUAUUUAUUCUCUUAGGUCUGUGCUGGAAACAACUUUAGAGUGUCUAUAGAUUAUGGAAAUGAAAGUAGUGUAGGGUUUUUGUACUCAGAGCUAUUUCCGACUACAACUUACUUUCUGGUGGAAGUAGAAUGUAUGUGUACCUACCCAGGUUUCUUAAUUAUUGGAUUUGCCUUCUUUAUUCCUAAAGAAAGCUACCCAGUGCAGCCAGUGGUCUGCCUGAGUGUACUUCAUGCUCUGCUCUGUUAUUCUGCCUUUCUUUAGACUAAUGUAAUUCACAAAUCUGUGGACCUUUUAUAUGAAUCCUUAUUUUCAGUUUUAAUGGAAUUUUGUAUUAAAAAGAGGUCCAUUUUGAUGGAUGAACUAUAACAUAUCGCUCAACUUUUGUAUGCAAUCCUCAUUAAAUUAUGGAAUCGGGGUUGCCUAUAUAGAACAAAUUGCAUGUCACAUAGCUGAUAAUCAUCUAGCACUGAGCCAGACAACCAGCUUUAAUUUUAUUGCAGAAGAGAUUAAUGACUGGUUUGUCAGCUGUAAGAAAACAACUCGCUAUUUACUGACCUCUUGCAAAAAACAAAAUGGUUUACACAAAGCCAUAUGCAGAGCAAUACACUUAUGGCUAGAAACUAGUCUUAUAGGUUCCUACAGUAAUUCAACAAUACACUCAGCAAUCUUAGAGUUGAGCAACAUAUAUGUGGAGUAGCUAACCUGUGGCGAUCUGUGCCUAAUUGGAAACACUUGUUGGGCUCUUUUGUUCCAGAGAUGGACUAAAACAUGGUUCCCCCGGGUAGAAGUGGGUCAGGAAGGGGAGGAGCAGGAAAAAGCCAAGUUUGAAGGCAUGUGCAAACUUGUGGUGGCAGUGACAAUGUACGAGGACAGAGAAGGCACUGGAAAGACCAGAAGCAGGUGGGCCAGUGCCACAUUGGAACUUCGUGAUAGUAGCUGAGCGAAAGCAAGAGAAGAAGAGGACAAAGUAUCCCACUGUAUAAAAAAUACUCCACAAUCCCUCUGAAUGCUGUUUUAGCAGAACCUUUGGCCAAUGGAAAUGUGGGUUUUGUUCCUAUCAAGCCGCAACCAAUCCAACCAGUCCCUAGGGAGAUAGGGCGAUAUAUAAAUACGAAAAAUAAAAUAAAUAAAAUAAAACACUUGAACAUUUUUCCCCUGCAGUAUUUUCUGUAUAUCCUUACAGCAAGCCGUAGCCUACAGGGUAGAGACAAUAUUCAGUUCUUCUUAAGGGUAUAUACUACAGUUCUAAGUUUUGGUAAAUUAUUAGUACUGCCAACUAUUUUCCUGUCACUGUUCUAUGCCUUUUGGCUUCAUUAAAAGUAGAAAUCAAGCUAAGGAAAUGUUCAACCUAUUUACAUUAUUUAAAAAAAUCAUUGGCAAUGUUCUGAUGACUUGUCAUUCAAAUAUGAAGGGGAAAAGACAGCCAGAAGCCAGCCUUUUGUUAAUAAUUGUAAUUUUAUAUAAGUAUUAGCAUUCAGCUUCUUCAAAUGACAUUUUUCUUACCCCAGUUACUCUGUAUGUCAGAAUUCAAACUUGUUCAUUUUUCAAGCUUUUUUUCUUCUUCCACAAAGUGAAAACUAAUACCUAUGGAAAAAACCGAUUUCACUUCAAC